Ceratina calcarata is the source of this 14533-nucleotide messenger RNA. It is a transcript of the gene bchs, whose product is annotated as WD repeat and FYVE domain containing 3 bchs. The coding region runs from base 1008 to 11354 and encodes 3448 amino acids. Gene Ontology annotation, molecular function: protein binding; metal ion binding. The transcript has 37 exons. The record is from RefSeq and is a predicted model, not a curated record. Lineage: Eukaryota; Metazoa; Arthropoda; Insecta; Hymenoptera; Apidae.
GGGUCGGAUGCAGUCGGAUGUUAACGCGGAUUCAAAAAGGUGAAUAGAUCCUUGAUUAUGAACACCGUACCGUCACGUGAUAGUUAUCGACGUCGUCGACGUAUCGCGUUGGCUGUGGACCGAAGAAAACGUCGAACAUGAAGAUGGCUGCUGCCACUGAAAUAUUAAAUACUCUCACCGCAAGAGCAAAUUGACUGAAAGAAAAUGUAGAAUUUCCCGGCUCGUGACGCGUUUCAGGUAAUAAACGAUUAAUUGUUUGCGUUUGCGGUAGACGUCCGCGGUGCGGUCUCCGGGGGUGUAGCUCACGAGGAUUGUGGGCGGUCACAGAGGAAAUGCACUGCGACUCCGCUUCAAUUUGACAUUUUGACAGGAGCCGUAGACGUAAAUAUUCGGCUGACCGUUCGGCGGAAGAUAGUGUCACCGAUCGUACGGCCACAAUAAUUCGUAGGACGCGCACCAAAAAUCGAUCCGUGUCUCACGACAAACUGAAAAAAAAUGAUGUCUCGAAUCGUCUUACACAACAAUGUGCCAUUUUCACAUGUUAUACGUUCGAACAUUUUCAAUAACAGCACAAUUAGUAUCCAGUGCUCCGUAUUGUCGCGUAAUUAACGUUCACGCACCGAGAACUCCGAUAUCCGGAAAUUUUAGCUUUUAUUGGAUAUUUGUCGUACGCAUUGCUACGACGUUCGAUAUGCAAUAAGUUAUGUCAUUUUCUGUAUGGGAAAUUGUUUAACGUCUAUAUGCCUCUGUGAUCAGUUUAUUUGUUGCAAUAAUGAUCGUAGAAAUUGUUAUCAGCUGUUCGUACAAUGAAUCAAUUGGGAAUUGAACGUUACGAGUACUCACGUAUUUAUCUGGCAAUCGUAACAUGAAUUCAACAAUUGUAUCGUUAUUAGUUUCUAAACACCUUUCUCAGUAUGUCAUACGAAUGUUAUCGGUGCAUUAUAAGUGUAGACUGUGUUUGUAGAAUGUAUAACAUACAUUAAUGUGCAUAGUACUCAUCGUAAAAUAUGAGUGAUCAAGUAAUAACUAUGAACAUAAUGCGUAAACUAAGAGGGGGUACAAGCGUCGGAGGAAUGGGUUCCAGCAGUGCCGGUGGCUUAGACGACUGUACGGGAAGUACAAAUUCGCAGCACACUGCUCUGGGUCUUAUGCACCUUAAGAAGCUUUUCUCUGAGUACACCCAUCCUCCACAUCCUCUCUCAGAAGCUGAACGCAAUGAUAAACUGUACAAUAUGUUGCCAUUGUUUUGCAAAGUGUUCGGGUCUAGUCCAACGGGAGAGAUGAGUGAAAAAUUCUGGGACAUCUUGGCAUUCACUCAACAAGUGUCGAAAUUGAUGGUGUUCGAAAUCAGCAGAAGGGCGAGCAAUCAGAGUACCGAGACUGCAAGUUGUGCCAUUGUCAAAUUUCUAGAAAUUGAGAACAGCGAGGAAUCGAGCAAUGGUUGGAUGCUGCUGUCUGCAUUGAAUUUGCUGGCAGCAGGCGACACUUCUAUAAUACAGGCAAUGACCACUGCUUCUGUUCCAUCGACGUUGGUGAAAUGCCUGUAUCUAUUUUUCGAUUUGCCCGAGAUGGUUGAGGAGGAAGCCGAUAUUACGGACGCUAAUAGCGAAUUUACUCCGAAACAGCGGCGAAUUCUAUUGCAAAAAAUAUUUGUUCAAUUAUUGGUGAGAUUAUGUAGUCAUCCUUACCCGGCGGAAGAGCUUGCCCGGAAGGAUGAUCUGACUCUGUUAUUCUCAGCAAUAACUACCUGGUGCCCUCACUAUAAUGUAAUGUGGCGCAAAAGCGCGGCGGAAGUAUUAAUGACUUUGUCCCGGCACGGACUUACUCAAAAUGUAGUGAGCUACAUUCAUAAUAAAGGGUGUAUAGCAUUAUGUGUUGAUAAUAUGCAACGUGUACCUGAGCUGUCACCAUUGGAAGUGGUCGAAAUGUUUGUCACAGUGUUUUGUUUCUUAAAAGAUUCUAGCGAGGUGUCCCAAACGCUUCUCGACGAUUUUCGUGCUUGUCAAGGAUAUAUCUUCUUAUCGGAAUUUUUGUUAAAGCAUGCUCCAUCAAGAUUGGAACAAGAUAGCAGAGCGGAAGCGCAAGACGCAAUUCGUAAUUUAGUACUUAUGCUGGCAUCUUUAACGAUGUGCGGCCACACGGAAUUAAAACCAAGUCAAGCCAGCAUGGGAUCAUUGUUUCAAAUGCUUGGUUUUACUCUACCUCAACCAAGUAAUAGAGGAGGAAGUGUUCGAAAUAUUCAAGCGUUUCAAGUAUUACAAUCUGUAUUUGUGAAGUCUAACUCACCGCUUUUGUGUUGUACGAUCCUCGACGCAAUAUCUAGCGUGUAUCACAGUGAUAAUGCCAAUUAUUUUAUACUCGAAGGACAGAAUACGCUAUCCCAGUUCGCGGAAAAAAUUCAUUUAAAGAAUCGGGAAAUACAGGAGAAGUUCUUUCAGCUAUUAGAAUUUAUAGUGUUUCAACUUAAUUUCGUGCCUUGUAAGGAACUUAUAUCCCUAUCCAUACUAUUGAAGACGAAUAAUUCAACCAGUUGUAGUAUCUUAUGCAUGGAAACGCUCCUCAACAUACUCAGACAUAAUAAUAUAUUUAAAGAUGUGUACAGAGAAGUGGGUAUGUUAGAAGUCUUCGUUACAUGUCUUCAUCGUUAUGCAACUUUACUUAAAGACAAACAAGCUGCACAGGAUCAAAGAUUAGAGUAUAAAAUUUGCCCGGAAGAUGAGCGGUUGGGUGCCUUAGUAAUGGAAGCAUUGACGACGUUGUUAGCAGGCAACGUCCAAAAUGCAAACGUUUUUCGGGAAUGUGGCGGAGCACGUUGCGCUCACAAUCUCGUACCCUACAUGGAUUGCCGUUAUCAGGCACUCGGUAUCGUUAGAGAAUUGAUACUUAGCGCCGGAGGGGACGACGACAUGGCCACGUUACUAGGCGUCAUGCAUUCGGCACCAUCGAGCGCCUUAGUGUUAAAAACACAUAUACUAAAAUCUUUACUGGCGUGUCUACGAGAAUCUCAUCGAACUAGGACCGUGUUCCGAAAAGUUGGAGGUUUCGUUUACGUGAUGUCCGUUUUGGUGUCUCUAGAGAAUCAAUUAGGCAUGCAGAGGUCCGAGAGCGCAGAGCCUUGUAACAAUGUAAUAAAACGAACGCCGCAAGAAGAAGCACAAUUACUGACAUUGUUACACGUCGUGUUUCACACCAUAAGCACCGCCAUGCGAUUCGAACCGGCGAACGCGAAAUUUUUCCAUCACGAAAUAUGUCAGUCGAGUUUAUGCGAUACUUUGAGGCUUCUCGGAUGUUUCUCGACGCAAACUAAGCUCACAGAGAUAGAUUUGAUACCGACUACAAACUAUCAUAAUAUGUUAUCGACGCUGUUCACGGGAAGCGUGUUGGAACCUGUGUUUCCGGACGUUAUGCCAAAGACAUUGGCGUACGCGUGUUUGCUGCUGCGACUUUUAUACGACGUGGCUCUCGAUUCCUUCGACAAGCCAAAUCUCGCAGGCUUGGGCAUGAGAUCGCCGAAUCAUAAACAGAACAGCGUUGAGCAGAAAUCGUUUGAUUCACCGAGCUGCGGGAAGCGAACGAUAAUAAACUCGUUGAACCUGAGUCCGCCUGCUCCCGAACCAAUAGUAGUUCACCCUGGGAUAGUCGUCGGGAUGUUACAUUUAUUGCCAUCGAUCUCGGAGCCCUGUAAUCCGCAAAUGGCCUUAGCUCUGCAAUUAUACGUCUCUGAGAUAGUAAAAAGUUUGGUGCGAUCCGAAAGGAAUCAACAGAUAAUGUGUGACGCUGGCAUGGCUGGGGAAUUGUUAUUAGUAGGCAGAAUUGCUUUGCAGGACGAAACGCAUCCUCUGCAUCAACCUCUCCAAUAUAUCAUAGAAAGGCUUGCGGCGCAGUCUUUAGAGCCACGUGAUUUGAGGGAAUUCCUGCGUUUGGGCGACCCGUUGUGCUGUAUCUCUCUCGAUGAUAUCGAACCGAGUAAACCGCGAGGUGGACCCGUGCCGCUGACGCGCAUCAAAACUCUGGUUUCUAUGACCACGCCGAAGGAUUUUCGCGCACACGGUUCCUGCACUCUGCCACCGUUCGUGGAACUCGAUAUGAGCGCAGAAGGAUUUGCUUGUCUGUAUUUACCUAGUGUUGCACCGCAAAGUACAACUCCGCCUACGGUCGUAGCUGCGGACAGUAGCGUGCUCGGUGGUAUCGGUUCCGGCGAUAGAUUAUUUCCUCCGCAAACCGGCUUAACUUACAGUACAUGGAUAUGCGUCGACAAAUUUAGCGACCCUAGAACAGAUCCUCAUUGCGUGCGAUUGUUAACACUAGUUCGUACUCCGCAAUCGACGAGGGAUCUGAUUUGUUUAACCGCGGUACUCAGCGCGAGGGACAAGGCUAUUAUCGUGUCCACGCAAGAGACACCGAUGCCUCAAAUGAUUAAAAAUUUAGAUGUGGGUGAAUGGGAGCCGGAAGGGACUGGCGAAUGCGGUGCGAGAGUCUGGUGCCCGGAUUUGCUUCACGAAGGCCAGUGGCAUCAUAUAGCCAUCGUGUUGAAUCGCGCUGUUUUAAAGAACUCUAGUUUCUCUUUGUAUUUGGACGGGCAACAUAUACACAGUCAAAAGCUCCAUUACAUUACCCAAGUACCCGGAGGUGGAGCAGCAAAUCUGACCGUGGCCUCGCCCGUCUAUGGGUACAUAGGCACGCCACCUUGCUGGCGGCGAUACUCGAGACUUACGUGGAAACAAGGACCGUGUCACUUAGUGGAAGAAGUGUUCAACGCCCAGAACAUAGCAACGUUGUUUAAAUUAGGUCCGCAUUAUAUGGGAAGUUUGCAAUCUCCGCAGUUGCCAGGACACGAGCCGUUUAUGCCUCUCGUCGCGGAGGAAAAGGUCGUAUUUGGAUUAAACGCUAAGGCAAUGUCUCAAUUGACAUUGGCUAAGAUUAGAAAAGUUUACAGUCGAGCUGAUAAUAAAUCGAUCGCUAAACAACUUGGUAUGUCGUCGCACGAGAACGCUACGCCUAUUAGAGUUCUUCAUAAUUCGGCUGGACAUCUUAGCGGACCGGCACGUGCACUCGGAGGCGUCGUCGUAGGAUAUCUCGGUGUCCGUGUCUUUAAUCCUCGACCCGUGGCUACGAUGAUCGACAACGUAGGAGGAUGUUCCGUAUUGCUAGGUCUGAUAGCCAUGGCCCAGGACGUAGAGUCUUUGUACGCGGCUGUUAAAGCGCUGGUUUGCGUCGUAAGGUCGAAUCAAGCUGCUCAGCAGGAAAUGGAUCGUCGAAGAGGAUAUCAAACGCUAGCAAUGUUACUGAGAAGGAAAUGUCCUCUUCUGAACAGUCACAUUUUGCACCUUACGUUCAGUCUCGUGGGUACAGUUGACAGUGGCAGGGAGACCAGUGCGAUACCUAAUGUUAUGGCGUUCCAAGAUCUCUUGUGUGAUUUGCAAGUUUGGCACGAAGCACCAGGCGAACUUUUGAGAUCGCUUUUAGAACAUUUGUACGAAUUGAUCGCGGAGUCAAGCGAGAAAAGAACGAAUUUACGUUUAAUGAGGGAUCUGCAAUUAGUGCAUAAACUGUUACACAUUCUGAGCGAUGUGAAACAAAGCACUACGAGACAGAUAUUGCUUGCACUGCUCAGUAUUUUAUUGAGUCAGCCGAGACAAGCUGAUUUACUUUGGUUCGGUCAAUUCAUCGUCGCUACGUUACCUACGAGCCCUGAAAAGCACUUGAUUCUUCGGGAGAGCGAAGGGAACAGGGAAGGAGAAGGAGAGCUUAUACUUUUGCGAAAUCGAUGCUUGCAACUUUUGCAUUCCCUGCUGUUCAAUGGUCCGAAAGUAAAUGCAAAUAUGUGCGAAGAGUUAGCUAAAGUUUUAGGCUUAGAUUGGAUAUUGUUGUUCCUCCAGUCUGGCCUUCAUAGCACCACUGUAAUAUGGGGAUUACGUAUUUUAGUAGCAAUUUGUUCUGUACAACCAAUAUUACAAAAGUUCAAAGAAGGAACUAGCAACGGCGGGUGGUUACGCCACACGGAUCAUAAUAAAGUGGCAUUAGCGCUCGGUUGUCAUCAGCAAAUGUCAAGCGGCGAAGCUAAACCAUCUGGCCUGCACGUGCCAGGAUUUCAGCAUUUGGGAUGGUUGUUACCGCAACACGUAGAUCUCGUUCCAGAAUUGUAUUUCCUUUUCAUUGGACUUAUGAUGGGACAGCCUGUAAAAUUGUUACCUACCGAUUCGAAGGUAAUUCUAAAGCUGGAUUUGGACAACGUAUGGAAUUUCUUGUUCGGUGUUCCCGCGAACCACACGCUGUCUUCUUUCGCAAGUAGAAUCAAUUUGUGCCCAGACGCUGUAGUCACUCUACUGGCCAUGGUACGGACGAUGUUAAACAAUUAUUCAAUCAACCCUGAAUCUUUGCCCGACUGGUUAACCGAUUAUCCAGUAACAAUAAUACAGUUUCUGUUCUUUCUUUAUCACAAUUUUACUGACUUCAUGCAAGUGUUCAUGUCCGCGGAAGUGUUGGGUGCAUUGGCCGGUGUUCUGUUCCCAAAGCCGCCAAGCUCUAGCCAAGAUAGCAGCGGAGCUAGCACCCCAGCCGAUGAGGAGCCAGUAUUGGUGCGAUCUCCGUCGAAAGACGUUGGCUUAACAAAUCAUCCGGCAAAGAAGUUUGUAAUGGAUUUCAUGCGAGUUAUUGUAGUAGAUUCGCUCUCUUUGCCAGUCAGCGCGAAGUCUCCGCCAGCUAUCGAUUUGGUUUUGGAAGCGUGGCCUGAGCACGCGUCGACUGGACAGCAAACGCGUUACCAAACGGAAAUUCUCUCUAUUUUGAUGGAACACUUGUUAGCUGCCGAUGUUCUAAUCGGGGAACAAGCGGCAUUACCCGUCGUACCUGGUGGAUCGGUUAAUAAUAUAACUAGCAACGUCUGUUACGUCGCGGCUAGGAUAGUCGACAAACUGUGGCAAGGUGCUCUGACGAAAGAUCCGCACGAAGUGUUUGACUUUAUCGUUAAAUUAAUUGGACAAGCGAAACGGCGACCCGGGGUCGUUAGCAUGGAGGGUCUUCACCAUUGUUUGAAUAGAACAACUUUAUUCCUACUAUCCCGAGCAACAGACUCGAUAGCUGACCAAAUGGCUGUGUUGGAAGCGUUGCACAAGCUUACCACUCACAGAUUGCUGGUGUUCGGUGCUGGCAAUCACGAAUUAGAAUUCAUCGGUUGCCUGACUUAUUGUUUGCUGCAAUUGACGGCUGACGUGAAAGUUAUGCUCGAUACCAAUACGAAAACGAUGUGGCAUGUGAACCCGCAGAUUGAACCGAACGACGAUAGACUAACGUCUCACCAAGGACAUAAUUUGAUGGCUGUCGCCGCUACGAGAGUCUGGGAAGAAUUGUAUGUGUGUAAAAAGCCGGCUAUCGAGGAAGUGUUUAAGAUCACGCUCCCACCACCCGUGGGCAACGAACGUGCUCCCGAGUUGUCGAUAGUAAGAGAUCAGGUGCACGAAGCCGCGACCAGGCUCUGGUUAAAUUACGUCGUUAUGGAAAGAAAAGCUUCGUACCGAGUUCCUUGGGAGCUCCAUAAUCAAAUACAAUCAAAAAUCCAAAAAGUGACCGGGGGUUUAACGAGAUUAGCAAGUCGGACGAAAGUUCGUAAAGAAGAGUCUGUGCGAGUCAGGCUGAGAUUGCAUCAGAAUACAGUUGCCCAGUGGACGGAACAACACAUUGCUUUAGUCCGCGAACUUGCCGUGGCCAAACGUUUGCAAUAUAUACAAACUAAUCAGCACACUCAGCGUUACGUGUAUCAAGAAUGGUUACAAACUGAAACCGAAUUAACGAGAGAACGUGGUUUGUGGGGACCACCGACGCCUACUAGGCUGGACAAAUGGAUGUUGGAUAUGACGGAGGGCCCAUGCAGGAUGAGGAAGAAAAUGAUGAAGAAUGAACUGUUUUAUAUACACUAUCCAUACCGGCCUGAACUAGAGCAUCCUGAUAAUAAGCAAUUGAAGUACAAAGUCGCGACAAGCACCGACAGUAAGGAAUACUACUUGAAGCAACUCGGGAAUUCGUCCGGCAUGUUUGAACGCGAGCGUGAUCCCGUUAUCGAUGACACACCGUUGAACGUAAACGAUAGUUCUACGGAAAGCGAGCCACCGAUGAUGCCGUGCACAUUAGAACGACACGCCAGCGAACCAGACGAGGCGCCGGAGGACAAUGAACAAGAAGAGGAAAAUAAUCAGACUGUUCCAGACAAUCAGACUUUGAUACGAUUACUAGAGGAGAACGAAAAAAUAAGUCACAUGUUCCGAUGCGCAAGGAUUCAGGGAUUGGAUACAACAGAAGGCUUGCUUUUAUUCGGGAAAGAGCACUUUUACGUUGUCGACGGGUUCACAUUGUUGAAAUCAAGAGAAAUAAGAGAUAUCGAAUCUUUACCCGAGGCUUAUGAGCCAAUUUUACCAUCGCCAGGCUCACCCAGAAGAUCCAGGGCCAUGAGGCAAUGCUCGAAAUUCAAUUACGAGGAUAUCAGAGAAGUACAUAAGAGAAGGUAUUUGUUACAACCGAUGGCGUUGGAAGUGUUCAGCGGAGACGGAAGAAAUUAUUUGUUAGCAUUCCCGCGUAAAGUAAGAAAUAAAGUUUAUCAAAGAUUCAUGACGUUCGCAACGGCGAUCGCCGACAGCGCGCAACAGUCAGUUGCUGGUCAGAAGAGAACAGCGAACGUAGAGCAAGCUACCGGUUUACUCUCGAAUCUGAUCGGCGAAACUUCUGUAACGCAACGAUGGGUGAGGGGCGAGAUAUCUAAUUUUCAAUAUCUGAUGCAUCUGAACACUUUGGCGGGUCGUAGCUACAAUGAUUUAAUGCAAUAUCCGAUAUUCCCAUGGAUUUUGGCCGAUUACGAUACCGAGGAAUUGGACCUCACUGAUCCGGCAACGUUCAGAGAUUUCAGUAAACCUAUGGGCGCUCAAAGUCCAGAACGGUUACUACAGUUCAAGAAGAGAUAUAAAGAGUGGGAUGAUCCACACGGGGAAACACCUCCUUAUCAUUACGGGACUCAUUAUUCCUCCGCGAUGAUAGUGUGUUCUUAUUUGGUGAGAAUGGAACCAUUCACGCAACACUUCCUUCGGUUACAGGGUGGUCAUUUCGACUUGGCAGAUAGAAUGUUUAACAGUAUAAAGGAAGCAUGGCUCUCCGCGUCUAAGCAUAACAUGGCCGACGUAAAGGAACUCAUUCCAGAAUUUUUCUAUCUGCCAGAAUUUCUCGUCAACUCGAAUCAUUUCGAUCUAGGUUCUAAACAGAGCGGCGUGCAAUUAGGGGACAUUGUGUUGCCUCCGUGGGCGAGACAAGAUCCUCGAGAAUUUAUACGCGUGCAUCGACUCGCUUUGGAAUGCGACUAUGUGUCGCAACAUCUUCAUCAGUGGAUCGACUUAAUAUUCGGUUGCAAACAAAACGGUUCGGGCGCCGUUGAAGCUGUCAACGUAUUCCAUCAUUUAUUCUACGAAGGCAACGUUGAUAUUUACAAUAUCGAUGAUCCCCUAAAGAAGAACGCUACUAUAGGAUUUAUCAACAAUUUUGGUCAAAUACCAAAGCAAUUGUUCAAAAAACCGCAUCCGGCUAAAAAGAUGACUCAGAGAACUAGCGUGAUCGAUCCCGGCCCGAUCACGCCUGGUCUAAGCAUUACUACGUCCGACAAACUGUUCUUCCAUAAUCUCGAUAAUUUGAAGCCAUCGCUUCAACCCAUUAAAGAAUUAAAGGGUCCGGUAGGACAGAUACUUCAUGUCGACAAAGCGGUGUUGGCCGUGGAACAAAAUAAAACGCUUAUUCCCCCGUCGUACAACAAGUACGUAGCAUGGGGUUUCGCAGAUCAUUCCCUCAGAGUAGGCAACUACGAUAGCGACAAAGCGAUAUUCGUCUGCGAAGCUAUGAUACAGAGUGGCGGGGAGAUAGUCGCUUGCGUUUGUCCGUCUUCCAAAUUGAUAGUGACCGCCGGCACGAGUUCCGUUGUGACCGUAUGGGAGUACACGAAGAGGCAACUCGCGAUUAAACAAUGCUUAUACGGUCAUACGGACGCCGUUACUUGCCUGUCAUCGAGCACAGCGUACAACGUGAUCGUGUCGGGAUCUCGAGAUGGCACAGCGAUUAUAUGGGACCUGUCUCGCUGCUUGUUCGUUCGCCAACUUCGAGGACAUGCAGGCCCGGUGGCUGCGGUAGCCAUAAACGAAUUGACGGGAGACAUAGCCACUUGUGCGGCUACUUGGUUACACGUAUGGAGUAUCAAUGGCGAGGAACUCGCCAGCGUUAAUACCUGUGUCGGUCGCGCCGACAGAAUGCAGCAAAUUUUAUGCGUCGCUUUCAGUCAGACCCACGAAUGGGAUUCGCAAAAUGUGAUUAUGACAGGGUCGACCGAUGGCGUGGCUCGCAUGUGGUCGAUGGAUUAUGUACAAGUGCCUGCGGAGGAUGAGAGAGUCGAGGAAGUUAUCGCUACCAAAGAGAAAAAUGCCAAGUCGAAUAAAAGUGAAAGUCAAAACGAGAACACGAAGAAACGGGUACACGAAUUAGUUAAACAGAUGAGUAUUUCCGCAGAAGGGUCAAGCUUGCUCGCGAAAAGCGGCUCGGAAAGUAGCCUCUCGGAACCGGAGAAUUCCAAAGAGGCGUCGAGGCUGCAUGAGGAGAAGGAAGAGUGCUCCGACAACGAGUCGAGCAACGGUUCUAGCAAUAAGCCGUCGCCGCAGAACAAUAAUACGCCUACCAUCGUGCUACGAAGGAAGAGUCGUGCAAACCCGAUGUUCCGGAAGAGCGAAGGCGGUGGCCGGGCAGACAGCGAAGGAACUCAAAUCAAUGAAUCAUUCAACAAUCCUGGAGAUGCCGAGGGAGCUCUGCGAACUAGUAAAAGUGAUACUAGCUUAACUGAUAGUUUCGUCAUGGUUUCCGAGGCUGACACGAAACCAAGGAAGAUUAAUCCCCAGAAUAUCUUAAGGGACGGCUUUAAAUGGCAGAGGCAGCUAGUGUUUAGAAGUAAAUUAACGAUGCACACUGCGUAUGAUCGUAAGGACAACGCGGAACCAGCAUCUAUAACGGCUCUCGCAGUGUCGAGAGAUCAUAGAACGGUCUAUGUUGGAGAUACGAGGGGGAGAGUAUUUUCGUGGAGCGUUUGCGAACAACCAGGACGCACGGUGGCCGAUCACUGGCUUAAGGACGAGGGAGCGGAUUCGUGCGUUGGUUGCGGAGUUAGAUUUAAUCUUUACGAAAGGAGGCAUCACUGUCGUAACUGUGGUCAAGUAUUCUGUUCAAAAUGCAGCCGGUUUGAAUCGAAAAUAUCGAGGCUCGGAAUUUUGAAACCCGUCAGGGUCUGUCAAGGUUGUUAUUCGUCAUUGCGCUCUCAGCAUUCCACUGAGAGCAGCACUUAAGUUUUAGCAGAUGUAUCGAUAGUGGUUAUAAGUUAUUCGGUUGUAGAGCGGGUACAGUGAGAAUGUACAUAAUAACCGGGUACCCUUUCGUGUCUCUAUCCGAAUUUCCGCGCGACUCUUUUCCUUCGUCCUUGUUUUUAAUUAUAAGGGAAACCGAUCGCUGCAUUUCAAUUUUUAGUUACGAUCACUUUUUGUCUAAUUUCGCUAUAUAUAAAUCAAAUUUUGCUUUACAAUCACAUUCCUGUCGAUAAAUAAUCGCUUAUAUAUAUCUUUUACUACCCUUGCGAGUUUAGGACAUUUCCUAAAAACGAUCGGCCUGUUUCAUUCUAUCGACAGGUUUGUACCCAGACACAAAUUUCAAAAAACAGUAUUUAGAAAAUUGGUAUGAGACAAAGUAUCUUUAUAAUUUUUAAAACACGUGUUGCACGUUCUUCACUGUUCAGAGCUUAAUUUUUAUAUAUACUUUUACGACCGAGGAACAAUUUGUAUAAUCGUUUUCCAUACUUUUUAUAUUUGAUUUAUAUAUCGCAUUUUUUCGAACACUUCGUCCUUUCAAAGUCUUUGUACGCAUGUUACGGUCAUGUAUAGAAGCACUUAUUUAAUGUAUAUGCGUUAGUCUGUGAUUUAUUCUUUCCUAUUUUAAUUUAACGAAUUUAUGGGCAAUGGAUUUCAAAGGUGUAAAUGAUAAUGUAUAAGAUACAUAUAACUAUCAUUCUCCCCAUGUCAUGUUCGAAUGUAUUGUACGAUUAUUGUUACUAUUUAUUUUAUAUUAUACCGAGAAACAAUACGAGAUGUCAAUAUCGUUAAUGGAAAAAUGUUAGAUUUAAUAUCAACCAAAAAUUCUAUCUACACCGUGUAUCAUCCGUGCUGCUCUCUUUUGUAUUUUAUCUAUGAUUGCUAACAUUUGAUAAAAUGUUUUCUUGUUCUCUUCUUUACGAUGACGUCAUGUACAUAACGCGGUGGCACAGUUCGCGAUGUAAUUUAUUCUACGAAUCGUCGGUGAUGUAUAAUUUACCAUUGAACAGUAGGUCUUUUAGGUAUUUUACUUUUCUAUUAGUCUUGAUACCCAAAAAACUGCGGUGCAACUUUUGUGACCGUUGCCUCUAUCGAUAUACAUAUAUAUAAAAAAAACUCAUAACUUCGCAAUAGACAAUACCUUGAUUAAAAGUGUUAUUAUUCUAACUGUAAGGCGGUUAAAGAACCAUAGACUCUAAAACCAGCAGUAAUAUCGUAAGCAAUGUCGUAAAUGUGAAAACACGAUCGUUCGUAAAGAUGAAGUUAAUAUAUCAUGAACGUAUGUGUAAAAUUAAUAGUUAAACAAAAAGAUAAAAAACAGUGGAGAUGAAUUAAAAGAAAAACCGAAAAAAAAAACAUGUUCUUGAAUAAACGUUUUCUAGAGUCGUGAGAGUAAUAAAACGGCGUUAGGAGAAUCGAGUUCGCCUGACAAUUAGGAGAAUCAACCAAACACCGGCGAUAUAUAUUAAUUCGCGGUAUUGAAAAUAAUGAAAAAUUGUCUCCCUGUACGAAUAACGAAUUCUACCAUUUGUAUUCUAUCGACUUCCAUUUUUCUAAAGGCACAAAUUUUAUAAGGAACAAGAAUAAGAGAUAGUGUGACGACGAAAAUCCUGGAGCGAAGGCGGCUCAAAAGUUCGCCACGGUAUAUGUUGUUCGAACCGUUAACGGUAGGAAUAAACGAUACGAGCACAACGUUGACGAAGCAUUCUUUGAGAAAGAAUAGCUUCUGUAAUAACGAAGGCAGAAGAGGUAUAGUUGAAACGCUGCGAAACGGUGCGAAUGAAAAUUCUAACACAUGAAUCUCUUGAUUAUACGCUGUCGCAUAAGAUGAGUUACCACGUAUCUUGUGCAAAUAAUAUCUGUGUGUCAUUACUACAUGCCAGUUCUAAUAAAAAAGAAACAUUGCCAAUUAUCUUUACUUUUGUACUCCUACUUGUAUACACGAGGAACAAAGCUUAUACUUAGUUUUAUGGAAACGGAAUUGGAAAGCUUGCAGUUUAUUGUGAUUAAAGGCAAGCGUAAACGUUGUUUCCGUAUCCUCGGAACGAUAAGGGGCAGGAUGAAUCUCACGCAGAUCUAAUCGUAUUCUAAUCGAAGACAAAGAUUAAUUUAGAAGAAUAUAUAUAUAUAUAUAUACAUAUAUAGGUUUAAUUUCUAGUCAUGCGCGCGUUUAAGUUUGCUUCGAAUCUGACAAAUUUUAUUUGAUAAUUUCGAACAGUAUUAUGAAUUUUUGUAAUCGAACUGCGUUGAUGUACCACGAUUAUCGUAAAAUAGAUUUUUAAAUAUAAAUCAUUGCGUAUUUUAUUGUAUGCGGUAUGAGAGCGAUGUUCUAUUUAAGAAAAAAAUAUUCUAAAUUAUGUUGUUGUUAUAUGCUACAUAAUAUCUAAAGAAAGAGUUAAGCGCUGAGCAGACAUAUAUAUGUAUUCAUACACAUUAUAUAUAUAUAUUACCCCAUAACAUAUAAUUAGCGGUUGCAUUCGAUGACCGCUGUGUAAGACGAAAAUAAAGCUAAUUUCAUCACUUUUCGGCAACGUUACUUUUCUCUUACGUACAUAAAUUUCAUUUUAUCCAAUACGCUGUUCAUUUAUUUAUAUAAUUGCUGUGCUGAAUUUUGAAGACGCAUAUAUUCCUUCGUGCGGAAGGAAAACAGACUGUUGAGAAAUAUCAUUUGAUGUACCAAAUCGAUCAUAUUUUCUUAAGCGUUCGACAAAAACUGCUAUUGUAUCGAUGUUUAAACCAUUAAGUGAACUCCUACUAGCGAGGUGUGUGUGCAACGCGAAAUGAUUAUUUCAUCCCAAAUUGUACAUACAUAGACGUGUACAAAAAAAAGUAUUAACUGCGUAGAAUGCUAAGUAAAAUUCUAGAGAAAGGAGACAGUAUGUGGAGAAAUUCUAAUAACCAACAGUCGAAUACGGGUAUGUAUGAGUUUGAGAGUACGAUUUUAUGUAUGUAUAUGUGUGUAUACGUUUCUCACCCGCACAUAGGAAUUACGUACGUGUAUACAUUCGAUCAUCAAUCAUAUAAACAUAUAUAUAUAUAAAUUAUAUAUGUAGGUAGUUCUAUUGUACUGUUAGUUGGUAUUUGCAAAAGAAAAAACAACAAAAACAUAUUGUAUAGUAGAUUCUGAUAGUGCAAUUAUAUUGAAUGGGUAAAAGUUGUAAAAA